Pelodiscus sinensis (Chinese soft-shelled turtle) is the source of this 3341-nucleotide messenger RNA. RefSeq names its product potassium channel tetramerization domain containing 19 (gene KCTD19). NCBI's taxonomy places the organism in Eukaryota, Metazoa, Chordata, Testudines, Trionychidae. The record is from RefSeq and is a predicted model, not a curated record. Gene Ontology annotation, biological process: DNA-templated transcription; protein homooligomerization.
CAUUAGGUGGAGCAUAAAAUAAUGCUGAGGUCUAAUCAAACAACAGGACAAACCCAGAGUUACAAACAGUGAACCUGGAGUGCAGCUCUGCACGGACGGUAGAAAUAGACAGAAAAGACGGAAAAGGAAGGCAAAAUACUGAGCUGUUAAACUUUAAGUAUGUGCAAGUGCUCCGAACCACAGCUGCGGGAACUGCAGAGGUUACUGGGUUUGCAGCUUUCUCUGCAGAACCUGGGAGGAACCACAAUUUGUAUGAUACAUAAACUCAGCAAGAAGAGAGGAGCCGGAAGGACACCGGUAAAUGUCAAUGGGAGAGAGGCACCUUCGCAUGAAGGAACCAGAGAUAGUUAAUGAAUCUACAGAAGAGGAUUUAAUUCAUUUUAAUGUUGGCGGCUGGCAUUUCUCUAUUCCUAAAAGUAAAAUUGCUCAGUUUCCAGAAUCUCUUCUUUGGAAAGAGUCUUCUACUCUGGUUCCAUCUGAAAACCCGAGAUUAUUCAUUGACAGAGAUGGAUUCACUUUUAGACACGUCCACUAUUAUCUGCAUACCUCAAAAUUGUCCUUUUCCAGCUGUGUUGAAUUGAACUUGUUGUAUGAACAAGCAUUCAUUUUGCAGCUGACGCCUUUACUGCAGACUUUAGACAAUCUGAAGGAAGGGAAACAUAAUCUGCGGGUGCGCCCUGCAGAUAUUCCAAUAGCUGAACGAGCGUCCAUGAACUACUGGAGAACGCAAAAAUGCAUCAGCAAACCCUCCGAGUUUCCUAUGAAGAGCCCAGCAUUUACCGGGUUACACGAGAGAGCGCCCUUGGGGCUGAUGGAUACCCCGCUGCUCGACACAGACGAGGAGGUGCACUACUGCUUUCUGCCGCUGGACUUGGUGGGACAGUACCCUGCCCUCGUUAACGACGAUAAUUUGCUGUGGCUCCUGGAGAAGGCCGCGCUGAUAGAAUGCGAAUGCAGUGAGUUCCGUUUCAUAGUUAACUUUCUUCGCUCAGAGAAGAUUUUGUUGCCUGAUAAUUUCUCCAACAUGGAUGCUUUGGAGGCAGAAGUGGUUACUUUGGGAAUUCCAAAGCUGAUCGAUGCAGUGAAGAUUUACAGGGGAAAUUGCUCUCUGCUGACCUCCAACCUUGACAAUUCGAUUAAGGGUGUAGUAAACAAAAUGCUGGACAGUCCUGCGAGACCCCCUUUGUAUGUCAUGGCUCUUGGUGUCUUAGUGAAAUACCCCGAUUCAGCACUUGGACAGCUCCAUAUAGAAAGCACUUUAGAUAGGACCCAGCUGUACAUCUCUGGGAAUGGAGUCCUCUUUCAACAUGUCAGGAACUGGCUGGGAACUUGCCGCCUCCCGCUUACUGAAAAUACAUCUGAAAUCCAAGACCUCUGCGCUUACUUGGACAAAAGGGACAUCACAUAUGAACCAAUGAAAGAUGCUUUGAAAUCAUAUCUGAAACAAAAGAUACCUGCGGAGAUGAAGGGGCACAGUGCAGACUGGACAGCAGAAGUCAGAGUCUACUCCCUGCAUCAGAUUGUGAAAAUUUAUGUAGGAAGCCAUUGGUAUGAAACAUACUUGCAAACCUUGCUGAAGUGUCCAGAGCUCCUGUCAAACUGCAAAAAAGUGUAUUGGAUCACAUAUGGUCAGAGUCUCCUAAUCCAUGGAGAUGGGCAAAUAUUCCGACACAUUCUCAACUUCCUUAGACUUGGCCAGCUGUUUUUACCAUCUGAAUUUAAAGAAUGGUCUCUAUUCUGUCAAGAAGCAGAGGAGUACAGGAUCCCUUCUCUUUUUGAAGCCCUUUAUCAGUGUGAUGGCUACAGAUUGUGGAUGAAGAAACAUGAAUCUUACGAUGAAGCUUCCUUUCCAUUUAGAAGACUAAAUAUUGUGACUUGGAAUAAGGAGCGUGAGUUCAGCAAAGCCUCAAAAGAAGAGCAUUCCUACCCGGCUGUGGAUUUCAGCAACUGGGGCGUUAAUGCCUGGAGUCACAUAACAGACGUGCAGGAUAGCAGAGGAGAGAAAGAAAAAUACACCAGGACGAUUUCACAGAGUAGAGGGACAAAACGAAGGAAUAAACCGGAAGGCUCUCAUCAGUCCACAGAUAUGGGGGUAAAUUCCAGCUACUGUAACCAUCCAGCAAGCCCUCCAAGGAAGAAAGGGGGAAGAGGCAAUCUCGCAAAAAAAUCCGAAAGUAGAAACUCAGCCACUCCCAUUCAGAAAUUAAUUUCCCUGGUGAAGGAAUGGGACAUGGCGAACGCCAAAAGAUAUGAAUUCCAGCAGGUGACGCUCUCCAGCAAUAACCUUGUAGAUAAAGUAUCUUGUCUUCAGACACUUGAAAACGGGGGUGACCUCAAAGAUCCCGCUGACAGUUUUCCUGGGAAACUAAGGCACGCCAUACAGGAGACUGACCAAACUCUCCAAGCGGCAUUCAGUGCUGCAGAGAAACAGCCAGAGAAAUACACGUACAGACAGAAUUUGCCAGUUACUCCACACAGAUUCAGCACCAUCCAGGAGACAUACCCCCUGGAAACCAGACCUGCGGCGUUCGAAGAGCCGAAGGGUCAGGAGCAAAUAGAAAAAGGAUGGCCAGGGGGAGCCGGGAGCCGCCGGCAUGAGGAAGGCUGUGAGCAGGCCAAGAACCCAGACGUGGCCGAUACACUCGAGUGGAGCAAUGGCCGGUUGUGGUCCCGCGAGACAAGCGCAGACGGGUGGGGCCGCCUAGCGAUGCAGCGACGGGACGAUCAGCUGUGGUUGCCAGACGUGCGCAUGCAAACAACUGUCAAUGAGCAAACCAAGGUGGUAACCAAUGAAUUUAGGAAUGUGGGUUUCAUCCUUAAAGUUGAACAUCCUCCCAUCGUAGGCAGUGACGGCUCUUGCACUUGGCAUGAAGAGAGCGUGGUUUACAGCGCUGGCAUCCAACUGGCCAAUGCAAACGCUCAACCAACGGCGAAAGGAAUCGUUUUCCUCAGUUUCGCUUUGGCCCGGGAGGAGAUAUUCUAUGCCCGGAAGUGCCAUUGUUUUCUGACGGACAUCAUCCUGAAUUCCAUCAGGCAGAAGGAUGCCAGGGAGGUCACGGCCCGAGUUGCCAGGCUCGUGCACUGGCUGUGGACCCAGCAGAUCCCACCAGAGGAGUUUGUUGCUGCUGUCUUGAACACAAAACCUUUCAGCGAUGACAGACACGUCCAUGAAAAGCUGCUUAGAUGGGUGGAAUUUACACUGCCAUUCGCACGGAAGUACAGCCGCUGCAUUGAUUUACUGAUACAGAAAGGGUAUACCAAAGCAAUAGCCUAUUUUGGCUUGGGAAAAUAAUUUAUUGGAGCUUUAAUAAAGUUUGACCUAGAUGUUUCUUGCUGUUAAA